Aedes aegypti (yellow fever mosquito) is the source of this 1421-nucleotide messenger RNA. RefSeq lists its product as uncharacterized. The record is from RefSeq and is a predicted model, not a curated record. Lineage: Eukaryota; Metazoa; Arthropoda; Insecta; Diptera; Culicidae. Bases 167 to 1363 code for a protein of 398 amino acids. The transcript is spliced from 5 exons.
AGGCGCUCCUCCUAUGAAACGAAAACGAAUCUUCUCAUUCACUUGUGUGCCUGUUUUUUGCGUUCACUAUCUGGAGCGGUAGUUUGUCUACGUUGUUCAAUACGAUUGGAUUCGCUGCAGUAACGGUACUCCAUCUCAAGAGGAAGUUUCAAGUGACCUGAGGCGAAUGCGAACGGGCUACUCAGCUAUGCUUUGGCUAAUUUGGUGCGUGCUUUUCGGCAGCUUACGACUCGGCUCGACCUACAGUGCCGUCUUGCAAAAUGAAACGGAGUUUGAUCUAGCGGAAGGACACCGACAAGGAAGGCUGUUUCCUUUCUACACAAUUGGUCGCAUAGCAAAUGUUCCUUGUCUGGCCAGCAAUGGUUUGAAAGGGACUUGUUUGAUUCGAGGCGAAUGUGCGGAUAACCAGGGAAUUUUCGGAGGCAGUUGCAGUACUCUCACAACGCAAGCGACCUGUUGUAUUUUUAGCAGAACAUGUGGAGGGUCGACCAACCUGAAUAGCACCUAUUUCACGAACCCCGGAUAUCCUGGCUCAUACAAUGGUGGAGGAACAUGUACAUUUACCAUAACUCCAUGCAGCUCUUCGGUCUGUCAGCUAAGAAUCGACUUUCGAUCACUGAACCUAGCGCAACCGAAUGGCGAAGGAAACUGCCUCACAGAUGUAUUGACAAUUACUGGUGGAAGUUCAGAAGUCCCUUCGAUCUGUGGUGAAAACACAGGCCAACACGUGUACAUUAACUUUUCCGAACUGAACCCAAUUACUAUUAGGGUGAGUACCACGGCUGGAUCCCUCGUCGACCGGAUGUGGAACUUGCAGUUAUCUCAAAUUUCUUGUGCAUCAGAGUUUCGAGCUCCCGAAGGCUGCUUGCAGUACUACUUGGAACCAAGUGGAGUGAUUAGUAGCUUUAAUUAUGGAUUCGGAGCAAAUCCGAAUCUCAAUUCUCUGGGAGCCACCGGAACAAGACAGAUUGCCGGGCAGCGGUAUGGAAUUUGCAUUCGAGCUGCACCUGACCGGUGCACAAUCACAUAUAGUUUGCCAUCUACAGAUGGAUCCUACGCUUUCACCGUAUCGGGCGAUGCCGAAGUUCUUGACCCUACCCUGAUCGGAAUGGGAGUUUUCGGUGAGAAUGGUGAUAUUUGCACAACGGACUAUGUGGUGAUACCGAGUCCGGUUGUUACCGAUGUCAAUGCAGCGGGAGCAGUGUUUACCGACCGAUUCUGUGGUCUUGGGCUGUUCUCUGUAACAAGUCAAGUGAAACCAUUCGUGGUUUACGUAGUGUGGGAUGAUAACGAAAUACCUGAUGUCGCAAACAGAGGAUUUCGACUCGCAUAUUCACAGAAUGCUUGUACGUUAGGCGCUUGAUGUGUAUUUCGGACAUUUGCAUUACAAUAAAUAAUGGGUAGGAUAAUUGAUUACGUGA